This is a messenger RNA of Cladocopium goreaui, 1992 nucleotides long. Lineage: Eukaryota; Dinophyceae; Suessiales; Symbiodiniaceae. The record is from the annotation of a GenBank genome assembly.
AUGGCUCAUCGAAUUUGGUUUUGUGCAUGGGCUGCCGCAGAGGCUUUCUACUUGCCAGGGCUUGCCCCGAUGGAGUACAAGCAGACAGAAGCCGUGGAGAUGAAAGUGAAUAAAUUGACCUCGGCAAAGACGCAGUUGCCCUACAGCUACUACCACCUGGCCUUCUGUGAGCCAGAGGGCGGUGCGAAGCCAGCGGUGACCGAAAACCUCGGAGAGCAGAUGAUGGGCGACGUCAUAGAGACAUCUGCUUACAAGAUAAACAUGCUGGAGGACAAGCCAUGCGAGAUGCUAUGCAAAAAGACUUUGAAGAAGGAGGAGAAGGACCGAUUUCGCAACAUGAUUGCGGACGAAUAUCUUGUGAACUGGAUCGUGGACAACCUGCCGGCCACCACCAGAUAUCGUCAGACAGGCAAAGAUUCCAGUCAAGCUCUUCCCAAAUCGAGUUCCUGCAUCAAAGGGUCGGAUGACAAGUUCACCAAUGGCAUCCUGGUUGGUUUGCCGCAAAAUGGCAAAUACUUCCUGCACAACCACGUGACGCUGGAGCGGGAAUUGCACUUCCAUUCCAACCCGGAGUUGUACGUGGGCUAUCGCAUUGUGGGCUUCGAGGUAGAACCACGCUCUGCCACACCGUCGCACCGGCUGGAUUGGGCCAACACCUGCCGAAAACGGAAGGAUGGGCAGCCGGAUUGUUCGGAGAAGCCAACCCCCUUCGAUCUGGAUUCCACGGACGAAGUGAUGUUCAGCUACACUGUCUCCUGGAAGGAAAGUCAAGUCCGCUGGGCCUCACGCUGGGAUGCAUACCUGAAAGUGCAGGGGCAGGGGCAGAUCCAUUGGUUCGCGAUUUUGAAUUCGCUCUUGAUCUUGGUCUUUCUGUCCGGGAUGGUGGCCAUGAUCUUGUUGCGGACCUUGCACAGAGAUAUCGCGACCUACAAUCAGGUACCCACGGAGGAAGAGGCCAAAGAGGAAACAGGCUGGAAACUGGUACACGGGGAUGUCUUCCGAAAGCCCAACUACAGCACCUUCCUGUCGGUGAUGGCGGGCUCCGGCAUGCAACUGCUGGGCAUGUCGGUGGUGACCCUGAUCUUUGCCCUCUUGGGAUUCCUAUCACCUGCACAGAGAGGAAGCCUUUUGCAGUCCAUGAUGCUCCUCUUUACGUUGAUGGGGGUGCUGGGAGGUUACACCGCGGCAAGACUCUGUAAGGUCUUUGAUGGCGAUGAAGGACGAUGGAAGACCACCACCAUGUUGCAGGCCUUUUUGGUCCCAGGUCUCUUUUUUGGCAUCUUCUUCCUGCUGAACUUGUGCAUUUGGGGCCAAAAGUCCUCGGGAGCUGUUCCUUUCACCACCCUCUUCGCCAUUUUGGUCCUGUGGUUUGGAGUUUCAGUGCCAUUGGUGUUCUUUGGGGCUUACACAGGAUUCAGGAAGGACCGAAUUGAGCUGCCUGUCCGGACGAACCAGAUUCCUCGUGCAAUCCCUGAACAGCUGUGUUACAUGCAGCCCUUGGCCACCUCGCUGGUGGGGGGCAUCCUGCCCUUUGGCGCCGUGUUCACCGAGCUGUUCUUCAUUAUGUCCUCCAUUUGGAAUCACGAGUUCUACUACCUCUUCGGGUUCCUCUCCCUGGUGCUGCUCAUUGUGCUAAUCACCUGUGCAGAGAUUUCCAUUGCACUGACCUACUUUCAGCUCACCUCUGAGGACUACAGAUGGUGGUGGACCUCCUUCUCAGCCAGCGGAAGCUCGGGGAUUUACGUCUUCUUGUAUUCCGUGAUGUACUUCAACUCGCGAUUACAGAUUCGCCACUGGGUCUCCGUGUUGAUGUACUUUGGGUACAUGGCCAUCAUGUCGUGCAUCUUUGGGCUGAUUAGCGGAGCUGUAGGUUUCUACAGCACCUUCACCUUUGUGCGUGGCAUCUACGGCUCCAUCAAGAUUGAUUGAGAUGGGUGGUCCAGACGUUUGACCCCCCUGAAGAACUGUUGGUGGUUUUUGUGUAACUUGUUG